Portunus trituberculatus (swimming crab) is the source of this 3547-nucleotide messenger RNA. RefSeq names its product IDLSRF-like peptide. Gene Ontology annotation, molecular function: protein binding. The coding region runs from base 229 to 945 and encodes 238 amino acids. The record is from RefSeq and is a predicted model, not a curated record. NCBI's taxonomy places the organism in Eukaryota, Metazoa, Arthropoda, Malacostraca, Decapoda, Portunidae. The transcript is spliced from 6 exons.
UGGCGUAUAAAGUGUAGCAGACUGGUUCAGCGAUCAGCAACGGCGGUGCAGCAAAGGCGAUCCGCUCCCCUCUCGCUCAACACGACGACAGGGCGAUCCUUCUCCUCCCCCUUACCCCCCCUCAGGCUGUAGCGAACCCCAAGGGCACACACGGUCGCGGACUGUAGCGUGGUGUAGUGGUGUUGUGGUAGCGUGGUGACGGCAGCAGCAGCAGCACCAGCAGCAGACAUGGCCAAAAUCAGCAGUGGGUCUUGUCUUCUCCUCCUCGUCCUCUUGGCAGCCUCGUCCUCUGCCAUAGACAUCAGCCGCCUCUCAGGGCACCGACACUACACCAAGAGAUCAGGUGAGGGUGGCGUGCGCCCCAGAGGACCCUACCUCCUCUACCUCUUGUCAUCUCCAUCGAACAUGCAUGAAGCAUACGGCUACAUGUACCGGCAACCUGAGUACCACGCACCAACACAAGGCCCCAAGGAUUGCAUGCCGUACGAGCCUUUCCGCUGCCCUGGUGGUGAAAUCUGCAUCUCCAUCCAGUACUUGUGUGACGGUGCCCCUGACUGUCCUGACGGCUACGACGAGAACCUGCGUCUCUGUACGGCAGCUAAGCGGCCCCCUGUGGAAGAAACUGCCUCCUUCCUCCACUCCCUCCUGGCCUCCCACGGACCCAAUUACCUCGAGAAGCUGUUUGGUAACAAGGCCCGCAAUGCUCUGGAACCCCUCGGCGGAGUCCAAAAGGUUGCCAUCGCUCUCUCAGAGUCCCAGACCAUCGAUGAAUUUGGUGACGCCCUCCACCUGCUUCGCCCCGAUGUGGAACACCUUCGCUCAGUCUUCAUGGCUGUGGAAAACGGGGACAUCGGCUUGCUCAAGUCCCUGGGCAUCAAGGACUCCGAGCUUGGUGAUGUCAAGUUCUUCUUAGAGAAACUGGUCAACACUGGCUUCCUGGACUGAGCGGCCGGGCCAGCACACGUGUGGAGGAGGAGGUGAAGGAGGAGAGAGGAAGGGAAGAAGAGGAAGGUUAUUCAGAAGGAAAACUCGAACUAAAAAAAAACUAAAAAAAGAAUAUAAGUGACUUUGUAUUUAAUGAACGAGGCAGAGUGAAGUGCUCUAGAGAUUCAGCAGUGAACCUAACUUUACCUUACCUUGCCCAUGCGAACAUUGGAUCAGUAUUCCCGGCCUGACACUGAGAUACAGAAGGAGAGCGAGGUAGAGAGAAUGAGAGAGAGAGAGAGAGAGAGAGAGAGAGAGAGAGAGAGAGAGAGAGAGAGAGAGAGGAUGGCUGGCUGGCACAGAAGUUUUGUAAGUUGAUGCUCUCCUCGCCACCACGACACCAUCGCCCCUCAGAGUCACCACCCCACCAGAGUAGCAGACGUUUGAUUCCCUUAGGCUGUAGAGUUUUUCAUUCUAUAUCAUAGGUGAAAUGACACUAAUAGACUUAAUUAUUGAUAAGUUUAACGUAUAGCACAGUAAUGCUUCUCUGAAUCAAUAGUUAUGGUGGACAUAUUAUCAUUAUUCUCACCUAACAAAGCUCUCUUGGAUCCGCUCAUUCCCCGACUGUCUCCAGCCUCACCGCCUCGCUUCCUGACAGAGUUUUAGCCAAAGAAGAAAGAUGAUGUUUCUAAUGUUUAUGGUUGUAUGAGAUUUAAGAUUGUUGCGAAUUGAUCGCUUUAUAGAAUAUGACUCAGUUCUUGGAUUAUAUAUGUAUAUUGUUGCCAAGACUUUGAACUAACGCCGAAAUAUGUAGGAAGUAAUAUUUGUGUGAUGCUUCUUUUCACUAAGCAGAAUAUAUAUUUUUUUCCAGCACACACAGAAGCAAAUUCUGCACUUUAUUCAUGCCACUUGAAUGUUAAGGAAACUGUUUGACUUUAUUACAUAUAUAUUACCGCAAAUAUUUGUUUUGUACCUGGGGUCGGGGUGGCCCCUGGAGAUUGUUGAGUAACCAAGUAACUGCAUGUGUUGGGGAAUGGCCAAAUGGGCCCGUGUGUGCUUCACAGGGCGGUAGGCAGCAGUGCGUGCCGCCCCAGCCUGGUGGUGGAUGUCUGGAGCCUCAAAAUGUGUCACGUGAUCAUUGUUUGUGUUCCAAUUAAUGCAGAAGAGAUCAAGGGAAUAACAUUAAGACGAAUCAACAAUCUGAGCCCAAUUUCUAUAUGAUCCCCUAAUUCUUGAUCACUGAUUAUUACUGUGUUGUGAUUAUUUUAAAGACCUGAUGUAGAUGCAGUCUUAUUUUCUUUUAUGAGAUUACUUGCAGUUUAGGGGAUACGUAUUUAUCGUUAAAAUCACACUGUAUGUAAGAGUAUAUAGUAUAUAUAUUAUAUAUAUUAUAUAACAAUGUCCAAAAAUAUGCUGAUAAAGCUCUUUACUUGCUGCAGUUAAAGUAUGCACACACACACACACACACACACACACACACACACACACACACACACACACACACACACACACACACACACACACACACCUUAACCACAUAUCCUUGUCUUGACCUGAGCUGAUCUGGUUUGCAUGCGCGGCACUCACUACCUGUGCUUCAGGACACAUGAGGUGCACAGACAUUCCCCAGGUGUUUUAUGUUAGUGUAGAGGGCAAUAAUUAUGAUAUUGUUUCUUUAUCCACAAAUUUGUGAGUCUGACCUAUCACUACAUGUCUGGUGACGUGUUCCCCUUCCCGCGACCCUCCCUGCCAGGACCUAGGAAGCCGGUGCCCUUUGCUGGGGUGCGCCGGCCAGUGAUACAGUUCCCACCUCCUCAUCUGGCACACUUCAUUGUUCCUAUAACGUACAUACCAAUCACCAAUUUUACUCUUUUGUUGUUAAAUCCAGAAAAAAUAGUAUUCAUCAAAAUUAUCAUCAGCUUUUUCAUACAGCAUUAUAUGAAUUUCCAGAAUAUACACAUUUUUUUUUUUUUUUCCUUCACGGUAUAUAAGUAUGUGUUCCAUUUCAAAGUGAGUGGUGGUGGAGGUGUAUCACUGUCGCCAAAAUUCAUACUAACUCUGCAGCUUCUCAAUAGUCCAGGAGAGUGCGUGACUGCGAUGAGUGCAUAAGAGGGAGAGUGUGCGGUAAAGCAUUGAGAGUGUGUGUAGGGGAAGGGUGGGUGAUCAGAGGUAGCACAGCAGCAGGCCAGUGAAGAGAGAAAUGAGCAGUGUUGAGGGAAGGAGUGGCUGGACGGCCUGGUGGAGGGUGGAGGAAUAGUGUCCUGGUGUCUGGUUCCCUAGUGAAGUGCAGCUGAUGUGUGAAAAAUAUGUAUUAACAAAACAACAAAAAACAGAAGUGUCCUGCAUCUUGAAUCAUUGAAUGUAUUACUUUUAAGAGUGGUGUUAGAGUGUGUAUCGAGUCGACUGAUUGAUAUAUGGUUUCGUUCUGAUGGUAAAAAAACUAAAAAAAAUUAUUAAGGUGUAUUGUAUUACUUAUGCAUAUUGUUGUCAGUCCAGCUGAAUAAUAAUUUUCUCUCUUGCAAUACUCACAAUAUUACCUUGACCUCUGUACCAUGCAGUGUUUACUCUCCAUACGAAUAAAUUAUACAAAAGCAUAAAUAUAUCUAAUAAAUUGUGUACAACU